AUGCCGAGCAACCGUCUGAGCAAGGUGCAGAAGCACAUAACCAAAAAGAAGGGCAAAAACGUCGCCCUCCACGAGAACAGUCGGGAUACACGCCGUCUGCAGAGCGCUGCUCAACGUGACGACAAGCUCAACCGCCUGGCCGCAGUGAGAGAAAAGCAGAAUCAUCCGUACCUGCUGCGCAUCAAAUCGUUUCAAUCAUAUACCAUGGAACAUGGAGCUCCACUAUCCAUCUCCGAAAUCCAGGCCAUGAUCGAGGAUUUCCUUGGCCGCGAUGAUGAAGAGUUAGCGACCUUGAAGGCGGAACGCCGUCCUGGAAGACCGCCAUCGACACGCGAGACUCUUCUCAAGCAAAACCAGUCUAUGGAGCAAGGCGAAUACGCUUCUGGCUUUUGGGUCCCUGAUCUCGAGAACGCAGAUAAUUUGCAGAAAUUGAAAAUUUGGAAUGGUCAAUGGUCAGGUCUACCCACGCUUCAAUUCGCCCGCAUUUCCAAGGAUGGAGUCAAACGAGAAUCGAGUUUCCCUCCCAAAGGACUCUCAUGA
This is a messenger RNA of Didymosphaeria variabile, 540 nucleotides long. RefSeq names its product translation machinery-associated protein 16 (gene TMA16). The coding region runs from base 1 to 540 and encodes 179 amino acids. Gene Ontology annotation, cellular component: nucleus. NCBI's taxonomy places the organism in Eukaryota, Fungi, Ascomycota, Dothideomycetes, Pleosporales, Didymosphaeriaceae. The record is from RefSeq and is a predicted model, not a curated record. The transcript is spliced from 2 exons.